GCAUAUGUAUAUAUGUAUCGUCUCUAUUGCUACUCACAUUCCGAGCGGUCGCUUUGCAAUUAAACAUACGUAGUUUGUUACAAAAUAAAAAUGGUAGUCAAAGCUGUUUGCGUUAUUAAUGGAGAUGCUAAGGGGACCGUUUAUUUUGAGCAGGAGAAAGAAGGCGCUCCUGUCAAAGUGACUGGCGAAGUAAACGGGCUGGAUAAGGGUCUGCACGGCUUCCAUGUGCACGAGUUUGGAGAUAAUACCAACGGCUGCAUGUCCGCUGGACCUCAUUUCAAUCCCCACAACAAGGAGCACGGCAGCCCUUGCGACGAGAACCGCCACCUGGGUGACUUGGGCAACAUUGAAGCCGCUGGCAACUCUGCUACCAAAGUCAACAUUACCGAUUGUCAGAUAACAUUGUUCGGAGCCAACAGCAUCAUUGGACGCACUAUAGUUGUUCAUGCUGAUCCCGAUGAUUUGGGCAAAGGUGGCCAUGAGCUGAGCAAGUCGACUGGAAAUGCUGGAGCACGUAUUGGAUGCGGAGUCAUUGGCAUUUGCAAGAUUUAAAGAAAAGGACUGUAACAAAUAUUCAUAGAUUCUAAUCCCAUAUACAUGCUAACCCAAAAUAAAACACAUAUCCAAUUGGUAUAUGCGUUAUAUAAAUAUAUUUUAGAUGGCAAAUCUAUCUGUUAAAUUGGACAUGGUUUAAUAAAUGGUGUUACAAGUCAUCAAUGCCAA
Messenger RNA from Scaptodrosophila lebanonensis, 723 nucleotides. It is a transcript of the gene Sod1, whose product is annotated as superoxide dismutase [Cu-Zn]. Lineage: Eukaryota; Metazoa; Arthropoda; Insecta; Diptera; Drosophilidae. The transcript has 3 exons. Bases 91 to 552 code for a protein of 153 amino acids. The record is from RefSeq and is a predicted model, not a curated record. Gene Ontology annotation, molecular function: superoxide dismutase activity; copper ion binding. Gene Ontology annotation, biological process: removal of superoxide radicals.